Pseudopipra pipra is the source of this 5510-nucleotide messenger RNA. It is a transcript of the gene MYOCD, whose product is annotated as myocardin. Gene Ontology annotation, cellular component: nucleus. Lineage: Eukaryota; Metazoa; Chordata; Aves; Passeriformes; Pipridae. Gene Ontology annotation, biological process: cardiac muscle cell differentiation; smooth muscle cell differentiation; positive regulation of transcription by RNA polymerase II. The coding region runs from base 476 to 3319 and encodes 947 amino acids. The record is from RefSeq and is a predicted model, not a curated record. Gene Ontology annotation, molecular function: transcription coactivator activity. The transcript is spliced from 13 exons.
UGAUUUAUGUCUGUGGUUUUUUCUGGUAAAAUUGCAGUUCCCAGUUCUCCUGCUCUGGCCCUGCUGCAAAAGAUUUGGGCAGGAAGCCAAAAGGGCAUCUGGGAUAAACAACGUGCCUGCUGCCGUCCCUGUAUUCCAGGUGCUCUGGCGGGUCUGUCUGUGACAGUCGCGGUGUGGACGGGCCCGACACUGUCUCUGACAGGCAGGCAGCCGAGCUGGUUCCAUUAGGUUGUGACUAAUUGGAGAAAAAUGAAUUUGAAGAAAUGCGUCAUUUUUAGAAGUAAAAAUAACAAAUGGAACAUGAAAAGUAUUUAAAGUGACAUCAUCAGAGAAAUAAAACCAGAGCCACACAAUUGAUUGCCACUCGCGGAGGGUUUGCAGUAAAACAUGCCUCCGGCUCGUAAGUCCGGGGAAGCUCCACUCAGGGGCUUCUCCGAGGACGCUCCGCGUGAGUGAAGGUGAGUGAAGGUGAACUAUGGGACGGUCGCUUCUUGAUCAGCCCCUCUGCUGGACGUUCAUUCCUUUAGUCACUGGCUGCGUCUAUAUUUUACAGCUACGGCUCCAGCAGAGAAGGACCCGUGAGCAGCUGGCAGACCAAGGCAUCAUGCCACCACUGAAAAGCCCAUCUGCAUUCCAUGAACAGCGAAAAAGUCUGGAGCGAGCCAAGACUGAAGAUUAUCUCAAGCACAAGAUCAGAAGCAGGCCUGAGCGCUCAGACCUGGUCAACAUGCACAUUCUGCAAGACUCGGCUGCAGAGGGGUCCAUUCAGUCGACUCAAAUGAAGCUGAAAAGAGCCCGACUGGCAGAUGACCUCAAUGAAAAGAUCGCUCUCAGGCCGGGUCCUUUGGAGCUGGUGGAGAAGAAUAUUAUUUCCGUUGACUCUGCUGUGAAAGAGGCCAUAAAAGGUAGUGAAAGGAAAGGCACCCAGGGCAGCUUCCCCUGCCCGGCCGACGCCUUCGCCUUCGAGGAAGAGGACAGCAGCACGGACGGGCUGUCCCCGGAGCGGCCCCGCAGCCGCGGCUCCCCGGGGCCCGCAGAGCCGCCCGCUGCCUCCAGGGACCCAGAGCCGCCCCCCGGCGCUGCCGGGACACCGCAGGAUCAUCCCCCCAGUGCCGAUGGCCACGCUCCGGACCCAGCCUCGGGGCAGGGCAGCCAGUGUGACAGCCCCAAGCAGACGGGGGGGCAGGACAGCCCCACGCUCCCCGUGCCCUCUGCAGUGAAGUCCAAAUCAUCCACUGAUAGCAAGAACCGUCACAAAAAGCCCAAGGACACGAAGCCCAAAGUGAAGAAGCUCAAGUACCACCAGUACAUCCCUCCAGACCAGAAGGCAGAGAAAUCCCCUCCACCCAUGGAUUCUGCGUAUGCCAGACUGCUCCAACAACAGCAGCUCUUCCUGCAGCUCCAGAUCCUCAGCCAGCAGCAGCAGCAGCAGCAACAGCACUUCAGCUACUCCGGGAUGCACCAAGGACAGCUAAAGCAAUCGAAUGAACAAAUGGUCAAAAGUUCAAAUUCUUCAUCAACUUCUGUCAACAACACCCCUCUUUCUCCAGUGAAAACCACCUUUUCAGGCCAGACUUGUGUCUCAUCUAUCAAGCCAGGCCCUCUGCCAUCCAACCUGGAUGAUCUCAAAGUGUCAGAGCUGAGGCAGCAGCUCCGAAUACGAGGUCUGCCUGUGUCAGGUACCAAGACAGCACUGAUGGAGCGUCUGCGGCCCUUCCAGGAGUGCGGCAGCAACGCGGUGCAAAACUUCAGUGAGAUCACCACCGUCACCUUCCCCGUCACUCCAACAAGCACGCUGUCGAGUUACCAGUCGCAGUCCUCCACCAGCAUGUUAUCAAAUGGCUUCUACCACUUUGGCAGCACCAGCUCCACCCCACCCAUCUCACCCGCCUCCUCUGAUCUCUCUGUGAGCGGCUCUUUGCCAGACACUUUCAAUGAUGGGCCCAUGUCUUCCCCGCAGUUCGGUCUCCAGCCAUCUCCAGUUCAUGGCAGUGCUGAAGAAAGCCUCAUGAGCAGCAUGAACGGAGGGAGCAUCCAGCUGGAACUGGAAGGAAUUGACACAGAGAAAGACAAGAUGCUGGUGGAGAAGCAGAAGGUCAUAAAUGAACUGACGUGGAAGCUGCAGCAAGAGCAGAGGCAGGUGGAAGAGCUGCGGAUGCAGCUCCAGAAGCGAAAGAGAAGCAAUGGCCUUGAGGAGAAGCAGCAGACUGCUCAGCAUUUCUUUGGUGUCCCCAUCAAGCAAGAAAACGCUGUGUCCAGCUGUCCAUUUGCAUCCAAACAAAAGACCUUGAAAGGCCAGGCAGGCAGCUCGGACAAGCUCAGUAACCGUGCGGUGCCGCAGGUGCCCCACAUUGUAAACAGCCACUGCUUGGAGCCUGCGGGGCAAAGCACCAUCACCUCCUCGACAUUCCUGAGCCCGCAGUGCUCCCCCCAGCACUCUCCCCUCGGGGCUGCCAAGAGCCCCCAGCACAUCAGCCUCCCGCCGUCCCCCAACAGCCACUACCUGCUCCCGGUGUCCCCCGUGCCCGCGGACGGGCACAGCGGGUCCCCGACCGGCAGCUCCUGCCUCCGCACAGCACCGCAGAUGGCUGUGCAGGCAGGUCAAAAGUUUUCUAUUCCAUCCCCAAGUUUUUGUAAGUCAAGCCCAGCCCUGUCAGAGGUAAAGCAGCCUCCACCCUAUGAGGAUGCAGUGAAGCAGCAGAUGACACGAAGUCAGCAGAUGGAUGAGCUCCUGGACGUGCUGAUUGAGAGUGGAGAAAUGCCAGCCACUGCCAAGGAAGAUCGGUCCUGCCUCCAGAAAGUACCUCAGAUAACGGUGUCUCCAGGGAGCACUGGUGCCUCUCUCCCCAAGCCCCCAGCCCCCUUCGAGCAGGUCCCCCCCGCGCCGCUGCCCUUUGAGCACUGCCCGGGCAGCAGCGAUGCCCACCUCGAGGUGCUGCUGAACAGCCCCCUGGGCAGGGUCAGCGACAUGGCCCUGCUGAAGAUGGGGACAGAGGAGCCCCACUUUGAGGGGAUGAUGGAGGGGUUCUCUGGCAAAGCCGCAGAUGAACUGCUCAACUCCCAGGAGAUUUUACAGACUCCCCUCUCGCCCAUGGAAACCCAGCUCUCCCCUUCCCCUGCCGAAGGCUCCAGUUUACAAAUGAGUUUCACUGAGUCUCCAUGGGAAACGAUGGAGUGGCUGGACCUCACCCCCCCCAGCUCUGCCACCGGCUUCGGGUCACUCACCCCCGUGGGUCCCAGCAUCUUCAACAUCGAUUUCCUGGAUGUUACCGACCUCAACCUGAACACCAGCAUGGACCUGCACCUGCAGCAGUGGUGAAGGGAGGUGCUGGGGUGGAUGCUGUGAGCCUGCAGCAGGCAGUGCAGUGUUUCUGUCGUGCCGGAAAACAUGCGGAGCUAACGUGCCUCAUCCAGGGGAAACUGGAGUCAUUUUCCCAGCAUAUAAACUUCUUUGAAUUUCCCGUCACUGCAAAUUGACAGCACAACUCUGACACUUUGGUUUUCCUCCAUUGACACAUCCCAACAGAGGACACCAGUGCCUGAAAAAACACUUCCUUUGAUUGACAAGAACUUCAGUUUUCUUUCUUUAGUCUUUCCCCCCCAGUUUUAGUAGUCACUCUCAUGAGAACUGGAGCAGCUUAUGACAAGACUGCAUGGUGAGAUGACCUCACCUGGGUGGUAACAGGAAAUCAUGGAGCAAAGAGCCCAAUGUUGCCCUCUCCUCUCCUCUCCUCUCCUCUCCUCUCCUCUCCGAACCUCUCCGAACCUCUCCGAACCUCUCCGAACCUCUCCUCUCCGAACCUCUCCGAACCUCUCCGAACCUCUCCUCUCCGAACCUCUCCUCUCCGAACCUCUCCAAACCUCUCCCUCUCCCUGUCCCUCUCCCUCUCCCUGUCCCUCUCCCUCUCCCCCUCCCUCUCCCUCUCCCCCUCCCUCUCCCCCUCCCCCUCCCUCUCCCCCUCCCUCUCCCUCUCCAUCCAGGCUCUCCAGACAACCCUGCUGACCUCACCUUGGCUGUGCCCAGGCCAUGGCUGUGGAGCAGGAGGCUCUGCACAGCCUUGUCUCUUGCCUUGGCUCCUGCUUCCCUCCUGCCCCGAAGCCGCAGUGCCCAGUCCUUGCCCAGCUCUGCUCCAGGGGGGUGAGAGAUGGAGACCACCAUGUUCAUGGUGGCACCUUGGCAUGUGCUGAGGGGCAAAAAGCCCAGGAGCCAUCGUGGCUGCAGUCUGAACUGGAUCAGGCUGUGACCUUGGAGCAGAGAGCUGUGGAGGUUGGAGGCAGGUGUUCAGGAGGCGGGUGCAGGUAUCACAGGGAUGUGCCAUCCCAGUGGAACGGCUGUGUGCCACAUCCAUGGGACACACAGACAUGUGUGAUGUAUUUUGGUCCAAGGUAGGAGCAAAUGGUAUGAAAGAACCAGCUGGGCUUUGGAGGGGCUGUUCUGUUCACAGCCAGGUCAGGGUGAUCUUCAUUCCCCGCCUGAUCCAGGAGCAAGGGGAGCCAGACAGGGACACUCAGUGACCGGCACAUGGAGCAGGGCUGUGGGUCUGUGUGAGCCUCUGCUUGUGCUGCCUCCCCUCCUCUGCCAUCUACCCUCCAUCCUUCUGCCUAUUCCUCAGUCCUCAGCAGUCAUCCCCUUCCUCCCGAGUUUACUCGAGUGUCACUGCUCCCCCAGCCCGGAGCAAGGCUACCGGAGAACAGCUGUGAAUCACCGAGCCUGGAGGAGCCCGUUCUCCCAAAGCCGGCAGAGAAGGAAGCUCUCCCGCAGUGAUGCUCCCAUUUGGAAUCACCAGCAUGUCUCCUAUGAGUCUCUGUGCAAUAUUCUUCCUCAGGCUCUAGCAAGAAGGAGCCUUUGCUUCACUUCUUAGCUUCCACCAAAGAACUUGCUGCAGACUGUGUGACGGACACGUCUGUUCUUUGCAAUUCUGGUUUUGCCUAAGUAAAUAUUGUUGUUGACAAAGAUUGUUAAACUAUUUACAGACUGAGUGUAUUUAAUAUUUGUGUUACUGGAAGGACAGCACACGGAGAUGCAGCCACUGGGAGGAGGUUCAGCCUGGCCAUGGCUCCCGUGGCACUUCCCCAGGGAUGCUGGAGCUGUUGGAGGUGGCUCUGCAGCCCCGGUGGGGUCCCCAGUCCAUGGUGUUGUUGCAUGCUGUAUAAAGCACGUGGCAGUAGCUUUCAAGUCACUAUUUAAACCACCACUUUUCUACUGUACAAAUGUCACAGGGCACUGCUAGGAUAGACAAUCACAGGUUGCCUUUUUUUAAAAAGAAUUUCUUUUUCUAAGUGAGAGAUUUUUAGAAGCCAGUCUGUGGAGAAUAUUCAGAGCACUUGACCCAGAGUAGUGUUAGCUGCUCCACUGCAGCCUUGUACAGGGCUCUCCAGGUAACUUUCUCCUCUCAGCAAAUGUAUUUCCUUAUUUAAAGGGAUGCUGUCAGCUUCAAACCUGUAAGCAAGCACAUUUCCUUACCUAUGUUACCAGCAACACUUUCAUUAUUAAAACCCUUGUCUUGCCA